Molecule: messenger RNA, 699 nt
Organism: Rangifer tarandus platyrhynchus (Svalbard reindeer)
Lineage: Eukaryota; Metazoa; Chordata; Mammalia; Artiodactyla; Cervidae
Source: the annotation of a GenBank genome assembly
AUGUGGUUCCCGACAGCGGCCUGCUCCUCGGAAUUCUUUCGCUCUGAUUUCGACAUAAGCCAUAACACCACCAUGCAGAACCAAUUAAAGCCGGCUCCUCAGAGGGGGCCGAGCCUCGGGCAGCGCAGGGUGGCUGGAGGGGGGACGCCCCGGGACAGCCUCCUCUGCGGGGGGCCACCCCCCACCGCUGUCCGGCCCGUGUCCUCCCAGAGGAAAACCACACGGCGUUUAUCGUGCCUUGUUGGGAAAGUGUACCGAGAAGGCGCCUGCUUCAUAUCCCGCUCCACCCCGCCGACCACCACCCGCCCACGUGACCAGGCACGAAGCAAGGGGGCCUGUCAUGCCUCACCGUGCCAGCACUGCAGAGCGGCUGUCACAGCCCGCUAUGCCCACAGCCCCCGCGGCGGCCCGUGCCUGCGCCGGGAGAGACCAAGACGCGCGGGGAAGGCGGCUCCGGGCCUGGGGCCCUGCGGAGGGCUGGUGCCGGCCGUGCAGAAACGCCACCUGCUGGUGGGCGUUGGCGUGGGCAGCCAGCAGCCUCAUUUCCCGCCGCCCGGCGGCAGGCGUGUUAAGGCCCCUCUGGCUGGCUGGAUGGGGGGUGGACUGGGCGGGCAGGUCAGCGUGUUUUCUCCUGUACAUUUCCCUCUUUCAAAAACAUUUCCCACACCCUUUGCAGUCAUCCUCCGUCCCCUGACCUAG